AUGGCCGCCGCUUCCACGCCGUCGCGGUCCGUCUUCGCCCGCGCGCUCCUCCGCUCGGCUACCUCUCGGCCCGUGGCGACAUGUCCAAUGCAGAUGCGCCGGGGCCUGCGCGCCGCCGCUGCCUCACAGGCCUGCUCCGCGCGCUCCUUUAGCGGUAGCGUCAGCAUGGUCUCGUCAUCACGAUCGCUCAACAACACCCGUCCGCAAGCCCAAGCCCUGGCCCGCCAGCCCCGACGACACCCGAGCGCCGCCGCGCGCCGCACCAUCUUCAUCCAGACCGAGCCGACGCCCAACGGCGACGCUCUCAAGUUCCUCCCCAACCACCGCGUGCUCCCCGAGGGCUUCGCCGCGCCGUUCGUCGAGUACCUCAGCCCGCGCGCCACCAUCUCGCUGCCGCACCCGUCGCCGCUCGCCGCCAAGCUUAUGAAUAUUGACGGCGUCACGUCCGUCUUCUACGGCGCUGACUUCAUCACCGUCACAAAGGCCGGCGAUGCCAACUGGGCCCACAUCCGCCCGGAGGUCUUCGCCCUCAUCACCGAGGCCGUCACCGCCGGUGAGGCCAUCGUCACCGUCAAGGAGGCUGGCCCGGCCGGCUCGGAGGGUGCCGCCGCGGAGGAAGCGGUUGACAGCUUGGCGUACAACGAGGACGACGACGAGGUUGUCGGCAUGAUCAAGGAGCUGCUGGAGACGAGGAUCAGGCCGGCUAUCCAGGAGGACGGCGGCGAUAUCGAGUUUCGUGGCUUUGACGAGGAGGGCUUCGUCAACCUGAAGCUCCGCGGCGCUUGCCGCACCUGCGACUCGAGUACGGUAACGCUGAAGAAUGGCAUCGAGGGCAUGUUGAUGCAUUAUAUUGAGGAGGUCAAGGGUGUUCGCCAGAUCCUCGACGAAGAGGAGCAGAUUUCCAUGCAAGAAUUCGCCAAGUUUGAGGAGAAGCUGAAGCAGUCAAAGGGUGUAGCUCAAAGUGCAUAA
This is a messenger RNA of Cordyceps fumosorosea ARSEF 2679, 969 nucleotides long. RefSeq names its product NifU-related protein. The record is from RefSeq and is a predicted model, not a curated record. Gene Ontology annotation, molecular function: iron ion binding; iron-sulfur cluster binding. The transcript has 2 exons. Lineage: Eukaryota; Fungi; Ascomycota; Sordariomycetes; Hypocreales; Cordycipitaceae. Gene Ontology annotation, biological process: iron-sulfur cluster assembly. The coding region runs from base 1 to 969 and encodes 322 amino acids. Gene Ontology annotation, cellular component: mitochondrion.